Molecule: messenger RNA, 948 nt
Organism: Thlaspi arvense
Lineage: Eukaryota; Viridiplantae; Streptophyta; Magnoliopsida; Brassicales; Brassicaceae
Source: the annotation of a GenBank genome assembly
AUGCUACAAACAGCUCCUCACCUGGCAUUUGGCUAUCACCAGAAUGAUGCGGGGAACAGGGUUUAUUUAAUAAAAGAGCUCGAUAGAAUAACUGGGCAGGGGCAUUCUGCUAUAUCUGUGGAUGAUACCUUGAAAAUUAUAGCCUGCAGGGAACAACAAAAAAAGUUAUCAGCUCUGCAGAUGGAACUUGCUGCAGCCCAACAAGAGGGUUUUACGUCAAACCACUUGCUAGAGACUAAUAAGGCACCUAGAAAGAGGCCCCUAGUAGUAAUAGGAGUACUCACAAGAUUUGGACGCAAGAACAACAGAGAUGCAAUCCGUAAAGCAUGGAUGGGAACUGGUGAGGCUCUCAAAAAGAUGGAGGAUCAAAAAGGCAUCAUUGCUCGAUUUGUCAUUGGAAGAAGUGCUAACCAUGGGGACAGUCUGGAUAGAGCCAUUGACAGCGAAAAUAAGAAGACUAAUGACUUCAUGAUUCUUGAAAAUCAUGUGGAGAAACCUGAAGAGCUUCCAAAGAAGACAAAGUUGUUCUUUGCUUAUGCCUCAGAGAAGUGGGAAGCAGAGUUCUAUGCAAAAGUCAAUGACGAUGUUUAUGUAAAUAUUGAUGCCCUGGGAAAUGCACUUGCAGCUCAUUUGGACAAACCUCGUGCAUAUAUUGGCUGUAUGAAAUCUGGAGAAGUAUUCUCCGAACAGGGUCAGAAAUGGUAUGAACCAGAUUGGUGGAAAUUUGGAGAUAAGAAAGCGUACUUUCGUCAUGCUUCAGGCGAGUUGUUUGUUAUAUCCCAAGCUUUAGCUAAAUUUAUUUCAAUAAACAGAUCUAUUCUCCGUACAUAUGCUCAUGAUGAUGUUAGUGCUGGAUCCUGGUUUAUUGGCCUUGAUGUUAAACAUGUUGAUGAGAGAUCCUUCUGCUGCUCAUCGUGGUCAUCAGGUGCCGUGUGCGCUGGUGUAUGA